Molecule: messenger RNA, 1445 nt
Organism: Dovyalis caffra
Lineage: Eukaryota; Viridiplantae; Streptophyta; Magnoliopsida; Malpighiales; Salicaceae
Source: the annotation of a GenBank genome assembly
CUAGGGAAAAAAAGAUGGGAGGUGGAUUUAGGGUGCUUCAUCUUGUCAGACCGUUUCUGUCAUUUCUUCCUGAAGUUCAGAGUGCUGACAGAAAAAUUCCAUUUCGUGAGAAGGUCAUAUACACUGUGAUUGCUCUUUUUAUUUUCUUGGUAUGCAGUCAACUCCCGUUGUAUGGCAUUCAUUCGACAACCGGUGCGGAUCCUUUCUAUUGGAUGCGUGUUAUUCUUGCUUCGAACCGUGGUACUGUCAUGGAACUUGGUAUCACUCCAAUUGUGACAUCUGGACUAGUGAUGCAACUGCUUGCUGGUUCAAAGAUCAUUGAAGUGGACAACAACGUACGUGAAGAUCGUGCACUAUUGAACGGUGCACAGAAGUUGUUGGGUAUCUUGAUUGCUGUUGGUGAAGCAGUGGCAUAUGUGCUGUCAGGCAUGUAUGGCAGUGUUGGCCAACUUGGAGUUGGAAAUGCCAUUCUUAUCAUCAUUCAGCUUUGUUUUGCUGGGAUCAUUGUGAUCUGUUUGGACGAGCUUCUCCAGAAAGGAUAUGGUCUGGGCUCAGGGAUUUCCCUUUUCAUAGCGACCAAUAUCUGUGAAAAUAUUAUCUGGAAAGCAUUUAGUCCAACCACCAUUAACAGUGGACGAGGUGCUGAAUUUGAAGGAGCUGUCAUUGCUUUAUUCCAUCUGCUGAUAACCCGAACAGACAAAGUUCGUGCUCUCCGUGAGGCAUUUUACCGGCAGAAUCUUCCGAAUGUAACAAAUCUGCUUGCUACAGUCUUGAUCUUUCUCAUUGUCAUCUACUUCCAAGGGUUCCGUGUGGUUUUGCCUGUGAGGUCAAAGAAUGCUCGUGGACAACAGGGUUCAUAUCCAAUCAAGUUGUUCUACACCUCUAACAUGCCCAUUAUUUUGCAGUCUGCUCUUGUAUCUAACCUGUACUUCAUCUCCCAGUUGCUGUACAGGAAAUACAGUGGAAACUUCCUUGUGAAUCUUUUGGGCAAAUGGAAGGAAUCUGAAUAUUCAGGUGGCCAGUUCGUCCCUGUUGGUGGCAUUGCAUAUUAUAUUACUGCACCCUCAAGCUUAGCUGAUAUGGCAGCAAAUCCUUUCCAUGCACUUUUCUAUCUCGUGUUUAUGCUGUCAGCCUGUGCCCUAUUCUCAAAAACUUGGAUUGAAGUAUCUGGAUCAUCUGCCAGAGAUGUGGCCAAGCAGCUCAAGGAACAACAAAUGGUUAUGCCUGGGCAUCGGGAGUCCAACUUACAGAAAGAGUUGAACCGUUACAUACCCACUGCUGCAGCUUUUGGAGGCAUUUGCAUUGGUGCACUUACAGUGUUGGCAGAUUUCAUGGGAGCUAUCGGUUCAGGAACUGGAAUACUACUUGCAGUUACAAUCAUUUAUCAGUACUUUGAGACCUUUGAGAAGGAAAAAGCUAGUGAACUCGGCUUCUUUGGUUUCUAA